UUUUUUCUUAGUCUACAGUCUCGCAGCUGCAGUGGUCUCGGGCUAGGCCGGCAGGAGGAGAUAGACUGGCGUGACGUCAUCACCGAGGCAGAGCAGAUCGUCGGCUAUCCGACCUCCUUCCUCAACCUCCGUUGGCUGUUCAACGACGAGAUCGCUAGCAGCGCCAUACAUCUGCGGAAACUGGUCGGUAGCAACCACCCAGUUCUGAAAUCAGCGAAGAACCUCCUUGUAGGAUCAAAAAGCAACCUCCAGUCAGUCGGUUUAAUCAUCCUUCUGGUAUCCAAAGCUGCUGGUUUCGACACCACGAACUUCACCAGGGACCAGUAUGAUUCCGGAGUGCUGCACUCCCAGAGGGCUUUAGCAGAAAUUGUGGAGAUGAAGAGGACCGGCCAUAUGAUACAUAAGGCCAUGGUAAACCUUCAGAAGAAGGGGGACCAAGGAGACAAGUAUAAGGACCUGCUUUAUGGGAACAAGAUUGUGCUGUUAACAGGAGAUUUCCUCCUAGCGACGUGCUUGCAACAUCUGGGUGGUCUCCGCAACAACGAGGUGACGGAGCUCAUCUCCACUGGCCUUCGGGAUCUGGUGGAAGGUGACGCGUUUGGAAACCACGACAAAGAUGGCAAUCCUAUACCUACGUUGCCGAAAGCUGAAAGUGAAGAAGCUCAUUAUGACUGGGAAAAUGAGGAUAAUCUGCAGCCUCUGGGUUCCAACGAGUUCCUCGGCCGUGGUAUAGCCGAGUGGAAGUUGCGGACCAUGCUCAUGUCGGGCAGUAUCCUCGCCAAGGGGUGCCAGGGCGCCAUGAAGCUUGCCAGCCGAGGUCCCGAGAUGGAGAAGAACGCCUACAUACUUGGAGGGCACCUGGCGUUGCUAUGGCAACUGUAUCUGGACGUGAAAGACUUCUUCACGCAUCCAUAUUCCUACUCCCUGGUUGGAGCACCGACCACAAUAGCCCUAUGGGAGUACCCAACGAUUUAUCGCCAUGUUUUCGAAUCGAAGGUGGAGAAAACUCCAAUUGAAUUCAAACAGAUGCACUAUUCUGUCAGGACCACGAGGGCCAUGGAUUACCUGAUGAAGCUCCUGGAUAAUGAGUACGAGUCUGUGCUGAAGUACGCGAAGAAGUUCCCCGGUGAGGAUGCCAGCGCUGCGCUGCAGAAGAUGGCCACCACGAUCCAUGGGGAGACUCUUCAGUAUAUUGAGUGAUAAAUAAAAGGUAUUUAUUGUA
This is a messenger RNA of Spodoptera frugiperda (fall armyworm), 1222 nucleotides long. Its product is annotated as all trans-polyprenyl-diphosphate synthase PDSS2. The transcript has 4 exons. Gene Ontology annotation, cellular component: mitochondrion; transferase complex. Gene Ontology annotation, biological process: isoprenoid biosynthetic process; ubiquinone biosynthetic process. The annotation marks the transcript as partial. Lineage: Eukaryota; Metazoa; Arthropoda; Insecta; Lepidoptera; Noctuidae. The record is from RefSeq and is a predicted model, not a curated record. Gene Ontology annotation, molecular function: prenyltransferase activity.